CCGCCGGCUUCAUGUCGCUCGCGUUACGUAUUGCUCACGCUUCGCUCUGCUCUUUGGUUUUCUCCUCUCCUUCCGCCUCGGGCUAGCUUGUCGCUCCCGAGUGACAUCCCACUUCCUUUCCGGCCCGAGCUCUCGGCGUGUGUGGAGGGUAUUUUGGUUGCACGUCACUUGUGGUGAGUGAUCUGGAAACACAGGAUGCAGAACGACGCUGGGGAAUUUGUGGAUCUCUAUGUGCCUCGUAAGUGCUCUGCGAGCAACCGGAUAAUUGGUGCUAAAGACCAUGCUUCUAUACAAAUAAAUAUCUCUGAGGUUGAUAAAGUAACAGGCAGAGUCAAUGGCCAGUUCAAAACAUACGCAAUUUGUGGAGCAAUUCGUAGGAUGGGGGAAUCUGAUGACUCUAUUCUGCGCCUGGCAAAAAAUGAUGGUAUUGUUUCCAAGAAUUUUUAACCGAAGAAACACCAGGCUUUGGAAUUUAUUAUGAAAUAAAACUGUUAGACAACA
Varanus komodoensis (Komodo dragon) is the source of this 501-nucleotide messenger RNA. It is a transcript of the gene RPS21, whose product is annotated as ribosomal protein S21. Bases 196 to 447 code for a protein of 83 amino acids. Lineage: Eukaryota; Metazoa; Chordata; Lepidosauria; Squamata; Varanidae. The transcript is spliced from 6 exons. The record is from RefSeq and is a predicted model, not a curated record. Gene Ontology annotation, biological process: endonucleolytic cleavage to generate mature 3'-end of SSU-rRNA from (SSU-rRNA, 5.8S rRNA, LSU-rRNA); translation; endonucleolytic cleavage in ITS1 to separate SSU-rRNA from 5.8S rRNA and LSU-rRNA from tricistronic rRNA transcript (SSU-rRNA, 5.8S rRNA, LSU-rRNA). Gene Ontology annotation, cellular component: ribosome; cytosolic small ribosomal subunit. Gene Ontology annotation, molecular function: structural constituent of ribosome.